AUGCCAGCUCCUGCUUGGGCAGCACGAGCUUCGGACGAGGAUGACGAGGGCUUCGAUGUCCGCAUCAUUGCCGUGCUGGCCUUGCCCCUGUUCGCCAUCUCCUGGGCCCUCUUCAACGUGUGGCGUGUGGCAUUCCGCCAGGUGGUGCGCCAGGGCGAGAACGCCAAGGGCAACGCUCUUUGA
Messenger RNA from Symbiodinium necroappetens, 183 nucleotides. The record is from the annotation of a GenBank genome assembly. NCBI's taxonomy places the organism in Eukaryota, Dinophyceae, Suessiales, Symbiodiniaceae.